Schistosoma bovis is the source of this 1655-nucleotide messenger RNA. Lineage: Eukaryota; Metazoa; Platyhelminthes; Trematoda; Strigeidida; Schistosomatidae. The record is from the annotation of a GenBank genome assembly.
UUUCUUAGUAAUUUAAGCUUAAGUAAGACUAAAACGUUUAUGCACCAUGCUGCACAAUAUUGUUUUACAAUAUAUCACUAUCAUGUUUAACAAAACAAAUAUAUAUGUCUGCACAUUUAUAAUGAAACUGAAGAGACUAAGUGGAGUUUAUUCAUUUAGCUAAUUAGUGCUCAUGUAAAGGUAAUUAAUUUAGUGUAACAGACAUACAAUGAUUAAAUUUAUAUUGAUCUACUUAAAUAUUGUGUGAUAUAAUGAUUUUAAUUGGUUGACUAGGGCAUGUGCCCCAUUUAUAUAUACAUUCCUAGAAUCAAGAAAUACAUUGAUCAUUUUAGUUUCUAUUAGAGUAAAGUGUAAUUCAGUGAUUCUGAUUCAAUUUAUAUUUGUAUUUUUAUGUUAAUCAUUUAAAUUUUUUCACAAUAUAAUGAAUAUGUCAUCGGGAACUUUUCAUUUAUCACCUUGUGCACCAAUUACAAAGUUUUUCAAAGAUAAAUCUGUUAAAGAGGUUCGUGAAAACACAUCACAUAUUAAUGCACAUUUGGUCAGUUUUAAAAGAUGGUUACGUUCAAUGCCACACCUUUCUUGUGCAGAUGAUGAUCGAAUAUUCUUGCCAUUUCUACGUCAAGCAAAAUAUAAUCAUUCAGAAGCUCAAAUGCGUUUAGAUAAUUUUAUUACAUUGCGUACAUCACCAGAAAGUCCUGUGGUUAAUUGGUAUGAUCGUUCAACCAUAACUAAUACAAUACUUGAUGAAUAUUUAAACAUGGGCUUUCAUUGUCCAAUUGGAUUCCUUCAUGAUGGGACAUUUUUAUUUCUGAUUCGAAUUGGUUGCUGGAACAAUAAUCGUGUAUCUACCGAGAGUGUACUCAAAUUACUCAUGAUUCAGUUAGAUCGUAUCUUGGAAGAUCCAAGAGUUCAAAUUUGUGGUUUGCGAGUAUUUAUUGAUUUCACCGGUGUCUCACCUUCUCUAUUGGAUACAAUUAAUCCGAAAAAGACCAUUAAAGAUUUAAGUAAAGUAUUACAGGAAGCUUAUCCAUUUCGUAUGAAAGGAAUAAUCUAUUAUAAUGAACCGCCAAUUAUGGAAGUUUUGUUCAAAUUACUAGCACUGUGGUUGAGACCAAAAGUUAGAGAACGGUUUAUAAGAGUAAAAGGUAAUAUAAAGAAAGCCUAUGAAAAAGUACCCGGUCUCGAAAGUGUACUGCCUAGAGAAUAUGGUGGUCAUAAUAGAAGUAUUAAAGACAUUUUAAACAAAACGAAACAUAAGAAAAAUCAAAUGUGUGUAUGUAGUUCAAGGAUGAAGUACCGCUAGGUUGCUUUUUUUGAUCUCGAACAGUAUGUUUUUUUUCUAUAAUGAAAAAAAUUAAUUUUUUUCAGAAUAUUUGUGUUUUAGAUACGAAUCAAAUAAGAGGUAAUUGAUAACCUGAAAGCUAAAAUUGUUCACUCAUUCAAAAUGAAGAAGAGUAAAGAAGGAGCAAAGAUAAUGAAGGUGUUGGUUCAAAGUAGGACUAUUAGAUUAUUUUAUUGUAAUAAAAAAGGGAUGUUAAUAAUGAGAGGAGAGGGAGUAAAAGUUAGUAAUUUAUAUAUCUAUUACUAUUCACAAAAUAAAAUACUUAUUUUAGAAAAACAGAACAUUUUAUGUAAUAUAUGCGAGGUACUAGUAG